This is a messenger RNA of Epinephelus moara (kelp grouper), 2496 nucleotides long. RefSeq names its product homeobox D9a (gene hoxd9a). Lineage: Eukaryota; Metazoa; Chordata; Actinopteri; Perciformes; Serranidae. Bases 1218 to 2036 code for a protein of 272 amino acids. The record is from RefSeq and is a predicted model, not a curated record. Gene Ontology annotation, cellular component: nucleus. Gene Ontology annotation, biological process: regulation of transcription by RNA polymerase II; embryonic skeletal system morphogenesis; proximal/distal pattern formation. The transcript is spliced from 2 exons. Gene Ontology annotation, molecular function: DNA-binding transcription factor activity, RNA polymerase II-specific; RNA polymerase II cis-regulatory region sequence-specific DNA binding.
CAGGUUUUUCUGUGUCCACGAAAAGCGCAGCAGAGACACGCAAAGAGGCGGAGGCCGUGUAAUCAAAUAAACAUGGUGUUUUUAUUUUCAGGCCUGCUUGUGAAUAAACUAACAGUCUGCGCGAAGCAUCAGACGGUGGGAAGUUAUGUUCAAGCACAAAUUCACAGGCAUGGACGCUUCCUUCCGUGUGAGCGACGCAGGGCCUCAGUAGCCACGUUGCAUUGCUUUUAAUUGCCCAGAAUAACUUCUUAUGUUGUGUUUAUGUGCGAUCAAAUGACAUGUAACUGUCAGGCUGAUCCUGUCUGCAGAUCUGACCUCUAGCUGGACGAUUUCCCCUUUUAAAAGUGCUGCUUUUUCUAACUUGAAGGUCAUCAAACUCUCUUGAAAACAAGGAUAAAGUCUACUUAAAAAAAGGCAACAUGUAUAUUAUAUUUAAAUUAGACCCUUCAGACAGCAACACACAGAUGGACUUUGCUUCUCAAUGUCUUUUUUUUUUUAUUGACGGCAUGUAUAAUCACACGCACCUCAUAAAACAUUUAUUGAUACAUAAAGACAUUAUUGCCCUCCUUUGAAUGAAUACAAUAAUUUCACAACUGCCGUUUCCGGCUCAGCUUUUAAAAAUUAAACCAACCCAGAAAAUAUGUUUCCUGGCCGAAUAUUAACAAUGGAUACAGCGCAUUGUGAACGGAAAUGGCGUCUGUUAUUUUACAGCAUGUUAUUACAUCUAUUUUACGAGGACUCCGUAAGUCUAUAAAGCAUUUUACAAGCAUUGAGGGUAUCAAGACGAUAUUAGAAGUGUUUUCUCAUACAUUGAGAUACGGGGUGUUGGUGCACUGUGUGUGUGUGAGGGAGGAAAUGUGUCUUAUUCCUUUUUUUUUUUUUUUUUUUUGAGCUGCUUGUAUUGUUGCAGCGUCCUGCAGCCACCCGCACAUGAGAAACAGAAGAAGAAGAAGAAGAAAAAGCCAUUUGCAUUCAUUUGAGCGAUUGUUUUCUCCCUCCAGUCACAUCUGAUGGGGCUUUUUAUUAUUUGAGAAAUGAAAAGCUAAAUUAAACCUGACGAAAAAAAAGAGAGAGCGCAAGGGCAGGAUUGAUUUACUCGCUGUAUUGGUAAAUAUGACCACGUGAUCCAUGUAACCAAUCCCUGUAGAUGCAGGCCAGGAAAAAUACUAUGAUUGUUCAUAGAGGGAAGCUUCCCGUAACAGUGCAACCCUUAUUAUAUGAGUAGGAAGAGAUCAAAAAUGUCUUCCAGUGGCACUCUCAGUAACUGCUAUGUGGACGCUAUCAUGGGGCAGGAGCCGGAGGAUGUGUACGGUGCUCGCUUUAUUCAGGCUCCACACUCGGUGACCCCAAGGCCGUCAGGUGCUGGAGACAACGCAGACUUCUCCUCUUGCAAUUUCGCACCCAAGUCCGCCGUUUUCCCGUCGUCUUGGUCCACGGUUCACCCGCAGGGGAUUUAUCAUCCGUACGUGCACCACCACCACCACCACCAGUCCCAUCUCCCCGCGUCGGACGGCAGAUAUGUAGGCGUCCGCUCCUGGAUGGACCCCAUCUCCAACCACGUUUCGUUCGCCGGAUUUCACCCCAGCAGUCGGCAGUACGGGACAAAGCCAGAAGUCUUGCCACCGAAAGCUACAGAGUGCGACACGUUGGAGGCUGAGGCUCGGCCGCUCGCCGGCGAAUUCGCGUGUGGAGUAUCGGAGUGUCCAGAAAAAGCGAGCAAAGAGCACAGUGGAAGUGAGCUUUCGAGCCACAGCGAGCCCAAAGAGGAGAAACAACAACAACUUGACCCAAACAACCCUGCAGCAACCUGGAUUCACGCGCGCUCCACGAGAAAGAAGCGAUGCCCGUACACAAAAUAUCAGACUUUAGAGCUGGAGAAGGAGUUCCUCUACAACAUGUAUCUGACAAGAGACCGACGCUAUGAGGUGGCCCGCAUACUCAGUUUAACCGAGAGACAAGUGAAGAUCUGGUUCCAGAACAGGAGGAUGAAAAUGAAGAAGAUGAACAGAGAGAGGAGCGGCAAGGACCUGCUAUGAAAUCACUGCCAACUCACACAUUUGUAUACCCUAAGGAAGCCAUCUGAACAAUUAAAUUCAUUUUGGUAGGAGCCUCGGUAGCCAUUUUAAAACCAUUUUUUAGACCCCUCUAGGUAUAGCGUAAUAUUGCGUGUCAGUGUCAUAACGUGUUGGCCAAAUAUGCAUCAAAAUCACAUGUGCAGGAAUUUGUCUUUGGUGGAUAUAAGACAGGAUCCGUCUCAUAUUAAAAAAAAUGUUAUUUGUUUUACACAACCACAAGCAGCCUGUGCUUGGAGGAAACGUGCCUAUGUGUAUUGCUUUUAUAGUUGUUAAGAAUUUGGAGUUGUAUAUAAAACAUUUUCACAGCUGAAACACUCUGACUGCUGUCUGUUGUCGGUACACACACGGAGAUUACGCACGGUGCUUUGACCCAUUUCCAAGACUUUAACUCUGAAAUAACUGACAAUGAGGUGCGUGACUG